CCGAUCCCCAAAAUCGAAACCCCAAUUCGGAUUUUGAACCCCAGUUUGAAGAGAGAUGUAUGCGAACCAGUUCGAAGGCAGCGCCGCCUUCUCCGGCGGCGGUUUCAUGCCCUCUCAGGCCACUCAGACCGCCGAUCCUUUCUUCUCUACCUCCAAAAAUCGAGAUUCCCAGCCAUUGCUUCCUUUAACGGUGAAGCAAAUAAGCGAAGCUUUUCAGUCCAGCGAUGACAAAUCGAAUUUCCUAAUUGAUGGUGUCGAUGUGAACAAUGUUAAAUUGGUGGGGAUGGUUUUCAACAAAACGGAAAGGGUUACUGAUAUUUUCUUUGUGUUAGACGAUGGCACAGGACGCAUUGAUUGCAAUAGAUGGGUAAAUGAAGCUGUGGACACGAAAGAAGUAGAGGGAAUAUCGGAUGGAAUGUAUGUUCGGGUUCAUGGACACUUGAAAGGCUUUCAGGGUAAAAGACAUUUAGUGGCCUUCUCUAUCAGGCCUCUGACUGACUAUAAUGAGAUUCCAUACCACUUUGUUGAGUGUAUGUAUGUCCAUUCGUACAACACCAAAUUACAGAAACAACACGGUGGUGCCUCUACUGUCAAUAUGACAAGUUCAGCAGUUAACACCCCUUCAAAGGGAUAUCAAGCUACCCCGCCGAAUCAAUAUGUUGGCAAUUAUGGCAUAGAUGGACUCAAGGGCAUUGAUCAAGUAGUCAUGGACUAUCUGCAGCAACCUGCAUGCCUAUUGUUGCUGUUAACCCUUGAAAUCUUCCACUGUUUCAGUACACGGGAAAAGGGGGUGCACGUGACUGAAAUUUCCCAACAAUUAAACAUGCCGGUGGACAAAAUCACAAUAUCAAUCAAGGCUCUGGAAGAGGAAGGGCUGGUUUACUCGACAAUUGAUGAAUAUCACUUCAAGUCCACUGGCAAUGGUUAAUAAUAUCUUGCACAUCUACAAAGUGAAACCAGACUUGAAAAUAGCUCUUCGAAGUUCUAAUUAGGUUAUGCUUUUAGAUCUUUCCAUUUUUCUGUCAUAUAUUAAAUAUAUAGAUGUUCAGAAUCUUUUGUUUUGUUAGAGUAUGAGGUGAUCAUGUUUACAUUAUAUGUUAAUAGACAUAUGCUUAAGCAAUUAAAUGAGAUGGUUACGAUAAUAUAAUAAAACAAUCAUAUAAUAUGAGUA
Molecule: messenger RNA, 1171 nt
Organism: Camellia sinensis
Lineage: Eukaryota; Viridiplantae; Streptophyta; Magnoliopsida; Ericales; Theaceae
Product: replication protein A 32 kDa subunit A
Biological process (GO): DNA replication; nucleotide-excision repair; double-strand break repair via homologous recombination
Cellular component (GO): chromosome, telomeric region; DNA replication factor A complex; site of double-strand break
Molecular function (GO): single-stranded DNA binding
Source: RefSeq, a predicted model, not a curated record